UCAAAGUUGGCGGGAAAGGGAAUGCCGGGCAGAAUGGCGGCGGCGGCGGCGGCGGCGGCGGCGGCGGCUGCAUCUCCCGCGGACUCGAUUUCCGGCGGCGGCCCUGCGGCCGUAAGGCUCCCGCGGUCGCCGCCGCUCAAGGUGCUGGCGGAGCAGCUGCGGCGCGAAGCGGAGGGCAGCCCGGGCUCGUGGCAGCUGUCGCGGGCGGCCGCGGGCCGUGGGCCGCUGGAGCUGACGGCCGUGUGGAUGCAGGGCACGGUGGUGGCGGCGGGCAGCGGCGAGGCGCGGCUGCGGGAUCCUAGCGGGGCCUUCUCCGUGCGCGGCCUAGAGCGCGUGCCGCGCGGGCGGCCCUGCCUCGUCCCAGGAAAGUAUGUGAUGGUGAUGGGAGUGAUUCAGGCCUGCAGCCCUGAGCCAUGCCUCCAGGCUGUGAAGAUGACAGACCUCUCCGAUAACCCUCUCCAUGAAAGCAUGUGGGAACUGGAAGUGGAAGAUCUACACCGGAAUAUUCCUUAGAUGAUGCUGGAGCCCUCGAUAAAAACAUCAACAUUGUGAAGCAACUUAGGUUCUUACACCCUGUGGAUUUCAUGGACAUUACUCAAUAUAUAUUUCUCAAAAGUUGAUCAGAGAGCUUUGCUCCAAGGAGCCCUGAUGUAGGAUUUCUAAAUGCUGGGACCCUCCAGUGAACUCAGCCCCUGCCGCCCCUUGCUUUGACUAUUUGCUGAUGAAAAGCAGAUGUUUUGUUUUGCUCUCUCUCCUCCCCACACACUCCCUCCGUUUUUUUGUUCUUUGUUUUUUGUCUUAUGUGUGUUAAUUCCCUCUCUAAAGCACACAGAAAUCUCACGUUGCAUUUUCCAGGUUUGACAAGUGAUGAUACUUUUUCCGUUACUACCGCGACCCUAUUUUACGAUGCAAAAUUUGAAUCUCAGUCAUUGCCUGCAGAGACUAAAAUGUGGUUACGGGCAGGAAAACAACUGUGUGAAAAAGGAAUGAUCUCAUGGCUCGAGUCUUCUCCAUCAACAACUUCCAUAUUCAGUUUGCAAGUCGAAUGGCAUCUUCUAACUGCAGGCACAGCGCCCCUCAGAGACAGCCCCCUUUCUGUUUCAGACGCCACUCAGCCCUUGAAGGUCCGUUUCCCGCUGAAAUGGACAUGCCUGCCGUUCCAUUCUUCCUUCACUUGGGGAUGUUGAAACACUUUCAGAAUUUCUCGUUGAAACUGAAAAUCAAGAUGAACAACGGCUUCUAGGCAUUAAUUAAACUUCUGUCUCAUCACUCGUGUUAAGACACUGCAAGGGAGCGACCUCCGGAAUCAGCCUGUACGUUGUUUUUGGUACAGAAUGCCGUCUAGCUGUGAUUGCACUGAAUGUGGGGCCGCUGCUCUCUGCUUCUUACCCAACCUUCAUUUUUCCUUAGAUUGUAAAUCUCAGGUGGGGGUCA
Messenger RNA from Vicugna pacos (alpaca), 1434 nucleotides. It is a transcript of the gene RMI2, whose product is annotated as RecQ mediated genome instability 2. Gene Ontology annotation, cellular component: cytosol; nuclear speck. Gene Ontology annotation, biological process: DNA repair; maintenance of rDNA; regulation of sister chromatid segregation. NCBI's taxonomy places the organism in Eukaryota, Metazoa, Chordata, Mammalia, Artiodactyla, Camelidae. The record is from RefSeq and is a predicted model, not a curated record.